AUGGAGCCAGAAAAUACCACAAGAUUUGAAAGAAGACAUUCCGAACAACCAGAUCAAGAUGAUUCUUAUGAACAAGUCCGUAAAUCCUACAAUACAGUUGUUCAGGAGAGGGAUGGCCUAAGACAAUAUGUCAGUGAGCUCGAGGAACAAGUACUACCUCGCUUCGAUGUGAAUGGCACAAAUCUAGCUGAGCGAGUAAUAUCUCUCGAGGGCGCUAUCGCCGAAGCCGAAGCCACGCAGUCUUAUGAAAUCGACAGAGCGCAGCGAGACAAGGCUGAGCUGCAACAUCAAUAUGAUGAGUUGUAUCAAAAAACAUUUGGACAAAAUGGAUACAGGGACCGAUUGGAAAGUGCGCAUGUUGCGCUCGAAUUGGCGAAUGAUCCUCAACCUCCCGAUGUUGUGGAACUUAUCAGACAGUUAGCGCGUGCAAACAGAGAGAGGGAUGAGUUCGACCACGAGGCUCGUAGGUUGGGAGUAUGGGCCGAAGAGCUGAAACUUAAUUGGAAUGCUUCAAUGGAUGAUGUUGAAGAAUUAAAGAAGCAAAAGGCAGAAUGGACAAAUCUACAAGAUAAUUCGGUUGCUUUGCAGGAAGCUAACAAGGAAAUUGAACGAUUACGGGGAGUACAGGAGAUAGAGGAUUCUUACCGCGUGGAGGCGUCAAAGCGAGAAGUUUCACAACUACAAGAAGAGAAGGCUGCGUGGGAAGAAGACCGAAUGAAGUUGGAGGGUCGCGCUGCGGAAUUAUCGCUAUCAAUAAGAACCCUGGAGGAUAUGUUGGCUGCUGCAGAGGCUCAGCAAUCGUCUGAUGUAGAAAUGUCUGAUGCAGGCGAUAAUGAAUCGGUACGCUCAUCAGGACCGGAGAUUCUCGGAGAUGCUGUCUGGAGACAAUGGUCGGAGAGGCUAUGGAAUCACAUUCAAGCCAAGCCCCAAGCAGUAGAAGGUCUCUUUCGCCUAGCUGCAGCAAAUUUGUAUCGACCCGGGGGUGUACUACCAGAUGUAAACCCGGGGCCAGAGAGUCAACAAUUCCCAGGCUUUGAAGAAAGCACCUGGAGAGAAUGGGCAAAUGAAGUAAAUGAUUUUGUUUUGAAUGUACCUCAUGAGAUAUCUGCAUUGUAUCAUUUGGCCGAAGAAGGACAACAAACAGCAGGCGCAGAAUGGAUUCGUCAACUUAUUGCAUAUGCUACCCAAUUACCUUCCCAUUCGGAGCUUCCACGUACUUUUAAAGAAUAUCAGCUUGGCGCCGAACUCAAAGAAGCUAGAGCCCGAAUCGAAGAGCUCGAAAGACUGGAAGCGGCUGGAGAUGAAGCAGUUGGUCGUGCUCAAUUUUUGAAUGCCACCAACCGGCUACUCGAACAGGCACUUGAAAGAUCCUACAAGAAAAUCGCGGAUAAAGAGCAAGAGAUAAAUGGAAUGGCGGGCCAAUUUGAAGAUGAAAUAGAACAAUUGAAUAGGAAUCUCAAGAACUCAUAUGAGCAGACAAAUCUUUUUAAAAGCUUAUACGAAAAAGAGAAGAAAGCUCGGGAGGAAAAUGAUGAAAUUAAAAAAUUGCAAAGGGAUCUCAAAAUGGCAUAUGAAAGGGGGAAUCAUUUCAAAGAGCUGUACGAAACAGAGAAGAAAGCCUGGGAGGAAAAUGAGGAAACCAAAAAAUUACAAAGGGAUCUCAAAAUGGCAUUUGAAAGGGGGAAUCAUUUUGUACAGCUGUACGAGAGAGGAAAGAUACUUUCAGAUGAACAUGAGGAUGUCUGGAAGCAGAAGUUUGAGAAGGAAGUUGUGGGCGCGGAUAGGCAUGCAGCUGGUUUGGUUGAGGAAAUAGAGACAUUACAGGGAAGAUUGAGUGGAGCGCAUGGUGUCAUCGCCGAAUUGGAAAAUGAAGUCGCAAAUUUACGAAGUCAACUCACUGAAAGAGACGCAGUCGGUAGCGGCGACGGUCCAAGUAUAGCUGUUACCGCGCCCUCCAAAGGCUCUCAAAGCACAUCCUCACAUCGCACUCUCUCAUCCUCAAGUCAUACUCCCUCUGAGGAAGAAGAAUCUGCUUCCGAGGAGCUCAAAAUUGCAAAGACAGAUCUUUAUAACACGCUUGAAGAAGUAGAAGAACUCAAACUUAGGCUCGGAUUUGCAAAUCAUGCGUUUCAAGAUAUGAAGGAAGAAUUCGAGAGGAAAAUUGAUAUAAUUGAGAAUAAUGCAAAAGAGGAGGUUACGGAAAAGGAGAGGCUCGAGGAAAAAUUGAGGAUUGCGGAGGAGAGGAUCAGGAGCGGAGUUGAGGCUGAGAUCCGGAGACUGGAGAGGGAGGGACUGUUGGGUGCGUCGGUGGGGGAGGGGAAUCCAAUAGGAAGAGGAAGAAAAGCUGCGCCCGGAGCACUGAAACCUAAACCCAAAGUACCAGAAGAGGAAGAGCUUGAAAGUCCUCCGAUCACACCGCUCGAAAGUCCGUUGGAAAGCCCGGAUAUUUUAAUGAAGGACGAUGAUGAAUAUCAUGAUCCAAAGGGGAAGAAGGGUAGGGCUAAGAGUAAGAGAGUUCCAGCUGCUGUGGUAUCGGAAGCUGGAAGUGAGGGGACGAUGGGGGUGAGGAGGAGUACGAGAGAGACGAGGAAUAAGAACCCUGUGUAUAAGGAGCAGCCUCUGAAAGUACUUUUAGGGAAGAAGAAGAGUUCGGCUGGGAAGAAGAGGAAGACUGAGGAGAAGGUCGAGGAGGGAGGAGUUGUUGAAGGUGAUGUGCGAAAUGAAGACUUGGAUGGUGCUAAAGACGGGGAGAGAGGUAAGGUCAGGAGGAGGGGAAGCAAAAUGGUGUAA
Botrytis porri is the source of this 2790-nucleotide messenger RNA. RefSeq lists its product as uncharacterized. The record is from RefSeq and is a predicted model, not a curated record. NCBI's taxonomy places the organism in Eukaryota, Fungi, Ascomycota, Leotiomycetes, Helotiales, Sclerotiniaceae. The coding region runs from base 1 to 2790 and encodes 929 amino acids. The transcript is spliced from 3 exons.